Messenger RNA from Actinia tenebrosa (Australian red waratah sea anemone), 2189 nucleotides. RefSeq names its product leucine-rich repeat-containing protein 59. Gene Ontology annotation, molecular function: protein binding. NCBI's taxonomy places the organism in Eukaryota, Metazoa, Cnidaria, Anthozoa, Actiniaria, Actiniidae. Gene Ontology annotation, cellular component: cytoplasm. The record is from RefSeq and is a predicted model, not a curated record.
GCACGAAAAAAAUAUUGAAAGAAACUGAAAGGACGAUGUUUUUUUCUAUAUUUGUAAAAAAGAAAACAACUCUUGAAGCUAUAUUUCAACGUAGAAUCUUAGGAGGCAGAGAUAAAUCAAAAGAAAAAUUAAUUGCAAAAUACUGAAAGAUGUCACGCUGAAUCACGCUAUCGCAUAUUUCGUGACUGAGGAUUCGCGGUGGACUAUGAACUAGUAGGUAACCGCUGAAUCAUCGCAAGCUCAAACGGGACGAGUACCUAGCCAGCACUUGGGAAAACUACUGCUCUAAAAAACCUCAAAAAAUGGCUCGGAAAUUCUCAAAAGACGAGAUCAGAGACAAAAUAGAUGGCAACGAACUAGACCUAAGUAUGUGCCAACUUACUAAGGUUCCAGUUAGAGAAUUGGUGGCCCUGCCUAAAGCCACAGUUUUAGAUUUAUCCCGUAAUAGACUCACUACUUUACCGGAUUCAUUUUGCACCCUAAGGCACCUUGUUGAGCUAGACUUAAGUAACAAUGGAUUAACAGAAUUACCAAUCGACUUUGGGGCUCUUGGAAACCUCAGAAAAAUUGACCUGUCAGAAAAUGAGUUGAAAAGUCUGCCGACAAGCUUUUGUAAUCUAAAAGAGCUACAAUGGUUGGAUCUCAAAGGAAACCCAAUUCAGACCCUUCUGCCAGAUGUAGUUGGAGAUUGCUUAGAGCCUAAGAACUGUAAACAGUGUGCAAGGAAUAUGCUACGACAUUUGAAGAUGAAAGAAUCAGUUGAAGAAAGAGAACGACAGCUUCAGCUACAAAAAGAAAGAGAGCUGAAAGAGAAUAAGGCUUUGGAAGAGAAGAAGGAAAAGGAGUUACGCCGAAGGCUCAAACAGCAAGAGAGGCAGCAAAAAAGAGAAGCUUAUGAGGCAAUGGAGAGACAAAAACGAGUAAUGGCCGAAGAGAUGAACAGAGAUCUUAAAGCUCAAGAAGAAUUCAUGGAGACAAGACCACCACAAGAACCAGCCCAAAUAGUUGAGGAUGAUGGUGGAAUCCUUGGAAUUCUCUUGAUUCUUAUAGUGGUAACAGUAAUAAUUGCCAUUGGGCUUGUUGUCUUUUGCAAUCAUGACACAGCAUGCAGGGAACUUCUUUCUGCCUUUUCCUCUUGACAACAACUCCAAAAUAAGGCAAAUAAAUAAAAUAUUACAAUUUUUAUUGAAGCUUUCAAAGGAAUGUAGAUACAUUAUUCCUUGUCAAAUGAUGUAUUCCUAAAUGUUCUUGAUAAAAUCAAGGAGAUAUACUUUGGCAUUUUUGAAUAACAGACCAGAGAAAAACGUUUGCUCAUGGUACAAGUAAGUGUAGGAAAUUUAGCUGUAGAUAGACAUUUCUUCUAUUGUAGAAACCUGCAGAUGUUACUCUCAACGUUCUAACGUUCUUCAAUAUGGUAUUGAUGUAUUGCUAAAACAUUUUGUCCUUUCAUGAAAAUGAGUCGCUUGACCAAUGAUCUUUGGAAACAAAUGCAUCUGCAAACGUUUUUCUGUUGUGUCCAUAUAAUGAAUUUAGUUUAGAAAUUUUAGAUUGACGAAUUAUAAUAUUUAUUGACCUCAUUUCUAGAGGUUUUCUAUGAUAUUGUUCAAGCUAUUGUACUUCCAUGUAGACAGUGACGUUUCAAACCUGUCUUUUGACUGUUGUAUUUUAUCCCAUUUUCAUUAUGACUGUUGUCACACGAACAAAUAGACGCUUUUGGGAUAUUUCAGCAUUUGAGAAAAAAACAAGACCAUACCAAAGUUUCUUAAUGUAGACAGUGCCGUUUCAAACCUGUCUUUUGACUGUUAUAUUUUAAGCUGUUGUCACACAAAAAAUAGACGCUUUUGGGAUAUUUUUAAUUGAAAAACUAAGAUCAUGAAUGACAAACAAUUGGAAUUACUUUAUAACUGUUCUGGGCUGACUAGCCUCGUGUUAAUUAGUGGGAAAACAAAAGCUUUUACACAGUCAUGUAAGAGAGGCUAGUCAGCCCUAUUUAAAAAAUAAUAAUUAUUCAAAUUGGUUGCCAUAUUUCAGUCGUAUGUUAACACUGGGGUUUGACUGGAAUUUCAGUCUGUGUCGUAUACUCUUGGUAUUGAUAUCCAUACGAGUGUAAUUUCUACGUCCUAUCAGGUUUUAUUACUAACUUGUAUACUUGAUUUCAUAAAAAAGAAAUAAAUUAUGCAGCAAAGAUU